GCUCCCUCGCGUUUUAGGGGUCUGGGCGGCUAUGGAGGAGCCCCCUUUGCGAGGGGAGGAAGAGGAGGAGCAGGAGGAGGGCGGGGAGGAAGAAGGGGGCGAGCUUGGGCCAGAGGGAGCUCUGAGCAAGAGUCCAUUCCAGCUGACUGCCGAGGACGUGUACGACAUCUCCUAUGUGAUGGGCCGUGAGCUGAUGGCCCUGGGCAGCGACCCCCGGGUGACACAGCUGCAGUUCAAAAUCGUCCGUGUCCUGGAGAUGCUGGAGACGCUUGUGAAUGAGGGCAACCUGACGGCAGAGGAGCUGAGAAUGGAACGGGACAACCUCAAGAAAGAGGUGGAACUGCUUCGUAGAGAGGGCUCAGCGACCAGCGGGAUGGUGAGCUUGGGACCAGACAAAAUGGUGGUUGACCUGACUGACCCCAACCGGCCACGCUUCACUCUGCAGGAGCUGAGGGACGUGCUACAGGAGCGCAACAAACUUAAGUCCCAGUUGCUGGUGGUGCAGGAAGAGCUUCAGUGCUACAAGAGUGGUCUGAUUCCACCAAGUGAAGGCUCAGGAGGAAGAAGAGAAAAGGAUCUGGUUGCCAGGGCCGGCAAUGCCAGCAGCAACAAGGAGGAGAAAACCAUCAUACGGAAGCUGUUCUCUUUCCGGUCAGGGAAGCAGACAUAGGCGGCCAUGACUGAGGUAGCUGCUCUCACCCGGACUGCCCCCCUCGACAGCCCCCAAGUCUCCCUUCAGAACACAAACACUGACUCAUCUGUGCCCAUCUGACUCCCUAUGAACUGUGCAAAGCAGGAGGGCCUCUCGGAACUGCAGAACUGGACACCCCUGAAGGUUUGGGCAGGGUAAAGCAGCACCAUGAAACCAAAGUGGACCAAAGUCCAGCAGGCCACUUCAGCCACCUGCUCCUCUGGCCAACUCCAGCCUCCUCCAUGCAGCAACAGAAUCCACCCGCCACAGCCAGGCCAGUGACACUGCUGAUGUUGUAAAUAUUUCAAUUUGUUGAUGAUUUUAAGCGAUUUUGUAUUAAAUAUCUUUUAUACUUUCCAUAACUGUUUUGAUUGGUCUCUUUGGGACAUACAGACAUGCCCCGCCCCCACGUCUGU
Molecule: messenger RNA, 1107 nt
Organism: Condylura cristata (star-nosed mole)
Lineage: Eukaryota; Metazoa; Chordata; Mammalia; Eulipotyphla; Talpidae
Gene: RILPL2
Product: Rab interacting lysosomal protein-like 2
Exons: 4
Coding region: 32-670 (212 amino acids)
Biological process (GO): cilium assembly
Cellular component (GO): ciliary basal body; cytoplasm
Molecular function (GO): protein dimerization activity
Source: RefSeq, a predicted model, not a curated record